Messenger RNA from Oenanthe melanoleuca, 1323 nucleotides. It is a transcript of the gene PDE1B, whose product is annotated as phosphodiesterase 1B. The transcript is spliced from 11 exons. Gene Ontology annotation, molecular function: 3',5'-cyclic-nucleotide phosphodiesterase activity. Lineage: Eukaryota; Metazoa; Chordata; Aves; Passeriformes; Muscicapidae. Gene Ontology annotation, biological process: signal transduction. The coding region runs from base 1 to 1230 and encodes 409 amino acids. The record is from RefSeq and is a predicted model, not a curated record.
AUGGUCACUGGGCUUUUACUGGGCUUGCCUGGGAGUUGCUGGGGGCACCCCCAGAAUUCCCAGACCCCAAAUUCGGGUCCCCAGGGCCUGGACCAGUGGGGCUUCGACGUGUUCGCGCUGCACCGCGCGGCCGAGGAGCACUCGCUGCGCACCGUGGUGCUGGAGCUGCUGACCCGCCACGGCCUCUGCAGCCGCUUCAAGAUCCCCGGCGCGUUCCUGGCCUCGCUGCUGGAGGCUCUGGAGAGCGGCUACGGAAAGUUCCGGAACCCGUACCACAACCAGGUGCACGCGGCCGACGUCACCCAGACCGUGCACAGCGUCCUGCUGCGCACCGGGCUGCUGCACUGUCUCUCUGAGAUCGAGCUCUUGGCCAUCGUUUUCGCCGCCGCCAUUCACGACUUCGAGCACACGGGGACAACGAACAGUUUCCACAUCCAGACCAAGUCGGACACCGCCAUCCUGUACAACGACCGCUCGGUGCUGGAGAAUCACCACAUCAGCGCCGUGUUCCGCCUGAUGCAGGACGAGGAGCUCAACAUCUUCGUCAACCUCACCAAGGACGAGUUCGCGGAGCUGCGGGCUCUUGUCAUCGACAUGGUCCUGGCCACCGACAUGUCGUGCCACUUCCAGCAGGUCAAGUCCAUGAAGACGGCGCUGCAGCAGCUGGAGAGGCUGGACAAGUCCAAGGUGCUGUCGCUGCUGCUGCACGCGGCCGACAUCAGCCACCCCACCAAGCAGUGGGCGGUGCACAGCCGCUGGACCAAGGCGCUGAUGGAGGAGUUCUUCCGGCAGGGGGACAAGGAGGCCGAGCUGGGGUUGCCCUUCUCGCCCCUCUGCGACCGCACCUCCACGCUGGUGGCCCAGUCGCAGAUCGGCUUCAUCGACUUCAUCGUGGAGCCGACGUUCUCGGUGCUCACCGACGUGGCCGAGAAGUUGGUGACGCCGCUGGCCGAGGACGGCUCCAAGGCCAAGGGCAACCCCGCGGCCCCCCAGCAGCCCAGCUCGCAGUGGCGGCAGCCGUCCCUGGACGAGCAGCUGGAGCUGGGCGACAUCAAGGCCGACCUGGCCGGGUUCCGCUCCACGUGGACCAAGCACAUCCAGGAGAACAAGCAGAAGUGGAAGGAGAGGGCGGCCAGCGGCAUCACCAACCAGGCGUCCAUCGAUGAAUUGUCACCGUGCGAGGAGCCCGCGACCCCCGGAGCGCACAGGGAGAACGGGGACGUGGAAUAGCGGCGGGAGGAGCGAGGUCCUUGUCCGGCAGUGACACCGUCUCGUCCAAAGUCUUCGAUGCCAUCGAGUUCAGCUCCAUCCGCAGGGCAGGAG